Molecule: messenger RNA, 1571 nt
Organism: Xenopus laevis (African clawed frog)
Lineage: Eukaryota; Metazoa; Chordata; Amphibia; Anura; Pipidae
Product: sialoadhesin
Exons: 8
Coding region: 32-1141 (369 amino acids)
Source: RefSeq, a predicted model, not a curated record
GCAGGAAGAAGGACGGUUCUGGGUGAGACAGAUGGAGCUCUACAUGCAUAGGAUUAUUCUCAUGAUUCUUCUUCGAGGUUGGUUCCCCUGUUCCUACAGUCAGGAUUGGACAAUUACCCUCCCUGAAUCCAUCAGAGCAUUGAGAGGAUCCUGUGUGGAGAUUCCCUGCACAUUCACCCUCCCCAGGGACUAUGAAGACUUCAAUCUGAUUUGGUACAAGGAAAAACGUCCUCGCAGUGAUAAUAUGAUAUUCAGUCAACAAAAUUCCUCUCAUGUGAAUCAACGUUACAGAGGUCGCACUUCUCUGGUCGGAAAUGAAUCAAACAGCUGCUCCCUGAGGAUUAAUGAUGUGCACGAAAGUGGCACUUAUUAUCCCUUUAUACAUGGAAACUGUUUUGACUCUUUCACCAAUAACUGCCAGAAAAUCAAGGUUCAACUCUCAGAUACUGCCAAUAAGCUAUCAAUACAGAGGCCCUCAAAUAUAACUGAAGGGGAAAGAUUCUCCAUCUCCUGCUCUGUAGAACACACCUGCCCCUCCAGUCCCCCUACUCUACAGUGGGACAAAGCUGGAUAUAAACUCACUGAAAGGCAGGAGAGACUUAUGGAUGGAGUGUGGAAAACUGAGACUGUUAUGGAAUAUCUCCCCUCCUUCCAGGAUCAUGGAACUGCACUUGAAUGUAAAGCUACAUAUCAAAAUGGGCUUGUAUCCAAGCGGCUGGUCACUUUACAUAUAAUACCUGCACAAAGAGGAGAGGAACUACCAUUGAGAAUUAUAAUCGGAGGUGUAGCUGGUGCUGUAUUGGUCAUACUAUUAGUUCUGGGUCUAUAUUUAUUUCUUAGAACAUCCAGAAAGUCACAGAAAUCAGAAGCUCCAGAAGGCAUGAAAGUGGAGGCCAACAAGGGGCAUAUUCGAAAUGAUGGACCAGAGAACUAUUACUACAACGUAUCAGCCAUUGCAGGUUCCUCAAGGAACGGAACAGCAGGAACCCAGUUGAGUGAGAUGAAGUUAGAAGAUCUUUAUUCUAAGCCAAAGGAACCAAACGAGGUUGACUAUGUUUUGGUGGAUCAUGCAGCAAUUAACAAAGCCCCUCAAGCGCAGAAACACACAGAGGAGACAGAAUAUUCCGUCGUGACUUCCUGAUUUGGGAGGGCAAAGAAAAAUUCUUGUGUGAAGACUAAAGAAAAGAAAUUUCUCAGAUGAUUUUUUAUUCUGCUUAGUGCUUGGUGCUUGAUUUGUUUGAAUUGCUAGCCCUAUCUAGUGGUAAACAUAAGCGUAGCACCAAAGCAGGACAACUUCUGAUUUUCUCCUGCUUGGGUAUCCAAUACAAUUUUAAAUAGUGGAGUGAAUUAUUUGCAGUGUAAACAGUGUAAUUUAGAAAUAGAAAGAAAAUCAUGGAAGUCUCCCUUUAACUAAAAAUGAGCACAAUAAAUUGGACUUGUGUUGAAAUUACAUUAUCCCUAUUGUUUUAAUAUUAAAAAAAUCCACAUCUUUCUAUUUUUUAAAUGUGAAAGUUCGGUUAUUUUCAUUGACCCUAUCUCCCACUUUAUGAACAGGGCAAUUACUUCAGAGC